AUGGCUCCCAUCCACACCUUAAGCCUCGCUCCGAGGAGCCCUGGCGCCGGACUCAGCGCCAGCGCCAGCACGCAGAACGCACACAACUACGAGAAGACCGUCGUCUGUAUAGUGGCCUCUUGCGCGUUCUAUGCUAUUCUGGGACUUACAAUCUACGCCUUCAUGAAUAGGUUCCGUCUUGUUCCCGAGUGGUACAAGAGCUCAGCCCGAAACCUUCAGUACAAGAUUAUGCUUAUCUUAUGGUUUCCUGCAAUCAUGAUCCUCUGGCCCUUGGCCAUCGCCCGGAUGAUCCCCUCCAAGUGUGAUCUUAAGAUCAUGGACAAGCCGGCCAGCUUCUUCAGAGAUGUCAAGACGAAGGGCAGAGCUUUGUGUCGCCGAGCUAGCGGGGACCCAAGGGAAGGGAUGGAGCUGGAGAGAUGGGAAGAGAUUGAACUCGAAGAGGAAAAUGCGAGAGGACUCAGAAACAACGCAACUCUUGGCAUUUUCGUCAAUCCCUUUGAUGACAGAGGUCGUUCAAGUACUCGGCGAUCAAGCGGAUCGACCAGCAACGAGCCGUCGCCCACGGAUUGCCGAGCCGUGCCUUUGACCUUGGAACUGCCGCCCAUCAGGUGGUAUGAGAAGCUCCCUUUGCCGGCGGAAUUGGGAGAUCUCAACCAGCCAGGCUCUAGCAGCAACGGUGGUAAGUCGUCAGCCGAGGGGACUAGGAGCUGUAGCCCUUACUCCGAAGACGUUAAUGGUCCGACAUCGAUGGCAAUUCCGUGUGAAAGCGUAGAAGCCUCUGCACCGCAUCCUCUUGGAAAGUCUAAGGCGACGCAGAAGUUGCAGACGAUUCCUGAGCAAAACGAGGAGGUUCAAGGAUGGGAGAAGAUGAUUCUCUGA
This is a messenger RNA of Colletotrichum orchidophilum, 879 nucleotides long. RefSeq lists its product as uncharacterized. The transcript has a single exon. The coding region runs from base 1 to 879 and encodes 292 amino acids. Lineage: Eukaryota; Fungi; Ascomycota; Sordariomycetes; Glomerellales; Glomerellaceae. The record is from RefSeq and is a predicted model, not a curated record.